AUGCCAACUGCUCGGGUCAAGUUGAAAAUCAAUCCCAUCAAUUCGAUUAUGUUGGUCUAUGCCGCGUUCAUGAUUGCCCCUGUUCAGGCCUUUUGGCGGCACUUGUGCUUUGGAGAGCUGGGAACCGGACGAGUCGAUCCGAUAAUGGCCCCUGGUGUACCCUCCAUCCACGCUCACGUUCUCUUCGGCGCCUCAAACUUGGGGCUCGACCCCACCAUUGACGACCUGUUGGACUCAAACUGCACGAGCUGUUCCAUUCUUCAAGACAAGUCUGUAUACUGGACUCCUCGCAUGUACUUCCAGCACCAGAAUGGCUCCUUCGAGUCUGUUGCUACCGUUGGCGGGAUGACUGUCUAUUAUUUCACUGAAGGUUCAGGUGAUGGCAACCCUACUGUUGCCUUCCCACAGAACUUUCGCAUGAUCGCAGGAGAUGCCUUGAAGCGCUCUUUUUAUGGUCCCAACCCUGAUCCACCCAUGUCCGAAUGGAAAGCCAGCGACAAGACCCAACAGGCUCUGACGGAGAAAGCCAUUGGCUUCAACUGCCUCCAUUACAGCGCUGGAACGAAUGAGGGUUCGAUAGAACAUCACGGCCUGCGAAACAAGACUUUCAUCGACUCUACCUGCACCGAUGGAAUCCGCGCUGAGCUGAUGUUCCCAUCUUGUUGGAACGGCCAAGAUCUCGACAGCAAUAACCACACUACCCAUGUCGCCUACCCUGAUCAGAUCAAGUAUGGCAAUUGCCCUGAAGGAUACCCUGUCAGACUACCCACACUUUUCUAUGAGACCAUCUACAACACACCUGCCUUCGAGGACCUCGAUGGCCAGUUUGUUUUUGCGAACGGUGAUCCCACCGGUUACGGCUAUCAUGGUGAUUUUAUUUGCGGCUGGGAAGAUGGUGUGUUACAGAGUGCCAUUGACAACCCAUAUUGUACCGGAACCCCAAGUGAACCAGGAUCUGGUCUCCAAGAAAGCUGUCCUAUCUUUGAGCUUCAGAGCAGCUACCUCGCCACACAGUGCAAGAUGGAAAUCCCAGAAGUUCUGCAAAACGAUUCCGUCAAGUUUGCCCCAAUCCUACCCGGCCAUGUAAAAAUUCAGGCUGGUCCUGAGCGCGCAGUAAUUGCUGGUCAUGCUGCUGCUUCAUCAAGCCAGAGCCUACAACCAACCCCUGCUCCUGGGUCUUCGUCGCUGGCGUGUCACACAUCAGCUCUAACAGCCCCUAUGACAUCAACUUCUUCUGGACAAGGACACGUGCAAGUUACAGACACGCCGAUCUCGCCCAAUUCCAAUCAAGUCAUCAGUACUACCACCAUCUACAUGAGUGAUGGUGUCGAGGUAGACAUGGUGCUGGUCGAGGAAAUUGUCACGGUCACGGCCGUGGAGAGUGUGCCGGCUGAUGAAGCCCGCAAGCGACAUUUACAUCGCCAUCGGUCCAACGGCUGA
Molecule: messenger RNA, 1440 nt
Organism: Exophiala aquamarina CBS 119918
Lineage: Eukaryota; Fungi; Ascomycota; Eurotiomycetes; Chaetothyriales; Herpotrichiellaceae
Exons: 3
Coding region: 1-1440 (479 amino acids)
Source: RefSeq, a predicted model, not a curated record